Molecule: messenger RNA, 2814 nt
Organism: Pygocentrus nattereri (red-bellied piranha)
Lineage: Eukaryota; Metazoa; Chordata; Actinopteri; Characiformes; Serrasalmidae
Product: E3 ubiquitin-protein ligase RNF19B
Exons: 10
Coding region: 510-2348 (612 amino acids)
Biological process (GO): positive regulation of proteasomal ubiquitin-dependent protein catabolic process; ubiquitin-dependent protein catabolic process; protein polyubiquitination
Cellular component (GO): ubiquitin ligase complex; cytoplasm
Molecular function (GO): ubiquitin protein ligase activity; ubiquitin conjugating enzyme binding; zinc ion binding
Source: RefSeq, a predicted model, not a curated record
UAACAGCGGAGGGAAGGGGAAUCUCUGAGGUUAACGGAGAUCCUCCGCCGUUAACGGGGAUCCUCCGCCUCAACGUCACAUGCAGCGUUUUUCGGCCCACGGCAGCGCGCGCUCCUCUUUCCGCUUCACGGCCAAAUGUGUUUUACAGCAGUGGGCGGGUCGGCGCGGGCGCGAGUCUGUGCGUGCUGGGCUUUCAGUGGGAGGAGCUAACUGACGGUGCUGAGCAGCAAUAAGAUAACGCCGUGAGCGGAGGGUGGCUGAAAGUGAUGGUUACUUUUUAAUUACUGAGAACAGAAGAUUAAGAAAAAGAAAAUCACUGUAUCUUUAUUAGAUGGGUGAUCAUGACCUCCAACGGGGAACCUUAUAGUGGACGUUUUUCUUACACUUUCCCAAUGUCUACACUACUGCGUCCCACCGACGAGCCGUAAGGGUCCCGCACUCAAACGCUCGCACGCUGAAAGGACCUGAUUUGCUCAUGCUGGUUUGGCUGGACUGUUCUACUUGCUACCAUGAAGAGGCCCAAGCAACAGUCUCAGCCCUUUAGCUUCCUCAGCUUCUUCAGCCGCAAGCCCAAAUCGGACCCCAAGAGUGAGAAACCCGCCACUCCAAGCCGAGAUGAGGUGGCUAUUACGUUAACGCCUAAUGAGCCAGAACAUGGAGAGCAAGACUCAAACCUCGGUGAGAGAGAUGGUGGAGGAGAUACUGGUGAAGGAGGUUUGGUGAAGGGCGAAGCAGCUGGGGGCGAGCAGCAAGCAGCGGAGUGCGCCAGCAGCGGCUCCACAGGGGUCCUGUCUCUGUCUUCAUCCAGCCAGGAGCAGCUGCUGGAGCACUUGGUGGAGUGUCCCCUGUGCCUGCUGAGCCAGCCCCGUGGUCACUUCCCACGCCUGUCCUCCUGCCCGCACCGUGCCUGUGCUGACUGCUUGCGACAGUACCUGCGCAUCGAGAUCUCAGAGAGCCGCGUUGGCAUUGCCUGCCCACAGUGCCCUGAGGCGCUGGCCCCACCAGACGUCCGUGCCAUCCUGGAUGACGGCGCCCUGCUGGAACGCUUUGAGGAGUUCCAGCUGCGCCGCUUCCUGGCUGCUGACCCUGACACGCGCUGGUGCCCAGCGCCAGACUGCAGUUAUGCAGUGAUAGCCUAUGGCUGUGCGGAAUGUCCUAAGCUGAGUUGUGGCCGAGAGGGCUGUGACACAGAGUUCUGCUACCACUGCCGUCAGCUCUGGCACCCUGACCAGACGUGUGACCAGGCCAGGCGGCAGCGCGCCCGUCACACCUCGGGGGGCAAUGACACAUCCACACUGUACGUCUUCAGCGAGGAGCCUGGUGGAGAUGCGGAGGAGAUUAAAGCAUGUCCACGUUGUGGUGCCUAUAUCAUGAAGACCAAUGAUGGCAGCUGCAAUAGGAUGAACUGCACGGUGUGUGCGUGCCAGUUCUGCUGGCUGUGUAUGCAGGAGAUCACAGACGUGCACUACCUCAGUCCCUCAGGCUGCACUUUCUGGGGAAAGAAGCCGUGGUCACAGACGCGGAAGGUCCUGUGGCAGGUGGGCAUGCUGCUGGGGGCUCCAGUAGUGAUCUCACUCAUUGCAGGCAUCGCCAUACCAGUCAUCAUUGUGGGCAUCCCAAUUUACAUGGGCCGCAAGGUCCACAGUCGCUGUAAGAAAAACAAUAUCUCAGGAAGUAAACAUUACUUGACAGUGGCCAGCGGGGUCAUGACAUCAGUGUUUGUCUCUCCAGUCAUAGCAGCCACUACUGUGGCGGUCGGAGUGCCUCUGAUGUUGACAUAUGUUUACGGUGUGGUUCCUAUGUCUCUGUGUCGGAACGGCUGGUGUAGGCCUCAGGCUGAACCCCCUGAAAUGCGCAAGAUCCAGCUGGAGGACCUGGCCACUUAUCUUUUGUUUUCUCAUGUAGUCAGUGACCACUGGACUGGAGAGCCCAAGCCAGCUCUGAACGAUGCCUCUGUCCAGGAAGUGAGUGUUAGUGUGGAAGAAGUGGCAGCGUUCCCAAGUACCAGCGCUGUCCUGACGCAACCUGAGGACUCCUCUGAUGCACCUGAUGAUGGACAGGUGGACAGCGCUGAGCAGGAUGACCAGUCGGAUGAUGCUGAUGCGGUUGAACAGGGUGCCUUCAGCGGUACACAGACUACUUUUGCCUUGAGGGAGGGGACCAACAUUGAGGUGCGGGUGGAGAUCGAGGCUCAGCCGCGGAGAGGCCGCCAGCCCAGCCUCAGCAGUGUCCUCUCCAGCAGGAGCUUGUCAGCAGAGUCCCUGCAUCACUCGCAUGAACCUCUCUGUGCCUCACUACAGCUAAAGAGCGGAGACCCCCUGCCACUCACUGAGACAGACAACGUCUGAGCCACAGCCAGGCCACACCCGCUUCCACCGCCCACUGCACCGCCCACCAGCCGCUUCUAGCCUCUGCCUCCUAAUGCAGAGUCAGCGACAUGGAGACGAAAGGAGUGAGAGAGUAGGAGAAUUAGAGACACACAGAGAGAACGAGUUUAGAGUAAGGAAAGAGGGCAUGGAGAUGGAUGUCCAGGGCAGCUGCCCAAAAAAAUGCCACGAAGAGGAUUACUGACUAUAAUAGUGUCUAAAAUGACAGAGAGCAUGUUUGUCAACUAGUCCCAUGGGUGUUCGCUCUUCUUUUUUACACUGUGUUGCAGUGAAAAGAUUGCCUACCCGGAUGGUGUUCUGUUUAAUUUAUUUGUUUAGCCCUACUUAAAGCUACAAUAUAUACCCUUGUACUUAGCAGCUAUUUGAUUUCACCCCCCUCAAAUAACAAUAAAUUGAAGAAAUGACCGCAUGAUUUCUUCUGCAAGGA